AUGAAAUCAUUUGUUUCGAGUAUGAUACGCGCAAACAAACGAAUGAAUGAUGAAAUUAAUGAGUGUUUACGGAUACAGACAAAUAACCACCGAAGAUUUACUACAUUGAAGCAAACUGCUCGUUCGGUUUGUUCAAUACACCCAAGAGCAAUUAAGAAUUACCAAAUGACUCAUAGUCACUCGCUUUCUUUUCCUGAUGAACCCCAUUUAAAACAUCCUAAAGCAAAAAAAGUCGAUGAGGUAAAAGUUGAAAAUCCAUUUCCUUUUCAAGAUAGAUUAACAUAUCAGAACUACAUGUUGCCCCAGCAGCCCAAUAUUGGGGUUAAACGAGCAUUUAACACUGUUGUUACAAAUAGAUAUAUCAAUAAUGAUAUUAAAGCUUUUAUAGAUCAAACAGAAAACCCAGAUGAAUCAAUUACACCACUUUAUGCUCCAUCAAUAGAUCCUGUUCUUCAUGUUGGGAAAUUUCAUAAUGAAGAGAUUAAUUGGGAUAGUUAA
This is a messenger RNA of Trichomonas vaginalis G3, 498 nucleotides long. RefSeq lists its product as uncharacterized. The record is from RefSeq and is a predicted model, not a curated record. The transcript has a single exon. The coding region runs from base 1 to 498 and encodes 165 amino acids. Lineage: Eukaryota; Parabasalia; Trichomonadida; Trichomonadidae.